Messenger RNA from Vitis riparia (riverbank grape), 564 nucleotides. RefSeq lists its product as uncharacterized. Lineage: Eukaryota; Viridiplantae; Streptophyta; Magnoliopsida; Vitales; Vitaceae. The coding region runs from base 1 to 564 and encodes 187 amino acids. The transcript has 4 exons. The record is from RefSeq and is a predicted model, not a curated record.
AUGGGCCCUAAUCAAGUUUUAACUAACUCAAACAACACUAUAGGAAAUAUUAGCCAUGAAAUAGGAGGAGAAAGUAUCUCGAAUUUGUCUGAUGUUGGACCUCAAGAGCAUCAUAAUAUAACAGUGGAAAAACUAGAUGAUGAGUGUUUAAAAGAUGGUUCUCAACAGAAUUCUGAGUUCCCUCCUGCUUAUACUAAUGCAAAAUGCAAACAAAACCAUGAAAACAUUAUGAUUCAUGCCAAAAUACAGAGUAAGAACACAAAUGAAUCAGUCAGACCUUCCACUAGGCCUGGUAAGGCAAACCAAAAAAUCGACCUGAAAACCCCAGUUGGGGAAAGAGCAAGCAGUUCUGGAAAGAAGACUAAAAGGAAAUUAGAUUACAAUAUACAGGUAACGCAUCCUAGCAUCAAAGAGAGAACGAAAGUGUCAAUUGUUUCUCCAGAAUUAUUGAGAAGACUACUUUUACCUUCCCUAGAUUUCUGGAGCAACCAAAAGACAGUUUAUGAUGCGGUUCGUGAUAUCUUCCUGCCUCAUACAUGGUUUCAAUUCAAGUUUGCAAGUUGA